CAGUUGGAAGAGAGAAGAAGUCACUACAGGGUACUAAGGAAAAGCUUUGCUGAAAUUGGAGAUCAAAUACCAGCUCUGCCAGUAAGAAGUUGCAUCUCCCAGUGAAAUGCUGCUGCUGCCAUUUCAACUGUUAGUUGUUCUCUUUCCCGGUGGUAACAGUGAACAUGCCUUCCAGGGGCCGACCUCCUUUCACGUCAUCCAGACCUCGUCCUUUACCAACAGUACCUGGGCACAAACUCAAGGCUCAGGCUGGUUGGAUGAUUUGCAGAUUCAUGGCUGGGAUAGCGACUCAGGCACUGCCAUAUUCCUGAAGCCUUGGUCUAAAGGUAACUUUAGUGAUAAGGAGGUUGCUGAGUUAGAGGAGAUAUUCCGAGUCUACAUCUUUGGAUUCGCUCGAGAAGUACAAGACUUUGCCGGUGAUUUCCAGAUGAAAUACCCCUUUGAGAUCCAGGGCAUAGCAGGCUGUGAGCUACAUUCUGGAGGUGCCAUAGUAAGCUUCCUGAGGGGAGCUCUAGGAGGAUUGGAUUUCCUGAGUAUCAAGAAUGCUUCAUGUGUGCCUUCCCCAGAAGGUGGCAGCAGGGCACAGAAGUUCUGUGCACUAAUCAUACAAUAUCAAGGUAUCAUGGAAACUGUGAGAAUUCUCCUCUAUGAAACCUGCCCCCGAUAUCUCUUGGGCGUCCUCAAUGCAGGAAAAGCAGAUCUGCAAAGACAAGUGAAGCCUGAGGCCUGGCUGUCCAGUGGCCCCAGUCCUGGACCUGGCCGUCUACAGCUUGUGUGCCAUGUCUCAGGAUUCUACCCAAAGCCCGUGUGGGUGAUGUGGAUGCGGGAUGAGCAGGAGCAGCAGGGCACUCAGCUAGGGGACAUCCUGCCCAAUGCUAACUGGACAUGGUAUCUCCGAGCAACCCUGGAUGUGGCAGAUGGGGAGGCGGCUGGCCUGUCCUGUCGAGUGAAGCACAGCAGUUUAGAGGGCCAGGACAUCAUCCUCUACUGGAGAAACCCCACCUCCAUUGGCUCAAUUGUUUUGGCAAUAAUAGUGCCUUCCUUGCUCCUUUUGCUAUGCCUUGCAUUAUGGUAUAUGAGGCGCCGGUCAUAUCAGAAUAUCCCAUGAGCCGUCAUCAUGUCUCCUCUCACAUUUGCAAUAAGUACCAAGAAGCCCAAGAUAUCAGCCCAAAAGUCAAUCUUAUCAUACUUCAAAUGAUUAUCAAAUCUGAUGAAAUCAGAGUUUUCAUGUAUUUUAAAAUAAAUUAUUAUUUAAACAUCAGCAAAAAAGUACUUAAAACUGUAAAUUUAUUAUGAGACUGUACUAACAGUAUGAUUCGCCCAGAUUUUACACACAUUAAAAUGUUGGAAAGAAUGUGUCUCAAAAUAAAUGAAAUAUAAUACAUAUGA
Messenger RNA from Nomascus leucogenys (northern white-cheeked gibbon), 1389 nucleotides. RefSeq names its product CD1b molecule (gene CD1B). The record is from RefSeq and is a predicted model, not a curated record. Gene Ontology annotation, molecular function: exogenous lipid antigen binding; endogenous lipid antigen binding; lipopeptide binding. Lineage: Eukaryota; Metazoa; Chordata; Mammalia; Primates; Hylobatidae. Gene Ontology annotation, cellular component: external side of plasma membrane. Gene Ontology annotation, biological process: antigen processing and presentation, endogenous lipid antigen via MHC class Ib; antigen processing and presentation, exogenous lipid antigen via MHC class Ib; positive regulation of T cell mediated cytotoxicity.